UCAGAGAAUGAAUGUGUAGGGCUAGCCGACUGGUAGCUUUGGCAAUGUUGUCACUAUCAGAAUGAUAUCGCAGCGGGACAGAGGAGAACUGGCUCGGUUUUAUACUGUCACAGAUCCUAAAAAGCACCUGAAAGGCUACACUGUGUACAAAGUCACCGCAAGGAUAAUCUCAAGGAAGAACCCAGAGGAUGUUCAAGAGAUAACAGUAUGGAAGAGAUACAGUGAUUUCCGGAAGCUUCAUCAGAACCUCCUGCAGCUACACAAGAAUGUAUGUAGCCAGUCGGAGCUGUUUCCUCCCUUUGCCAAGGCCAAAGUCUUUGGUCGUUUUGACAACUCAGUAGUUGAGGAGAGACGACAGUGCUCCGAGGAUCUGCUGCAGUUCUCUGCUAAUAUCCCUGCUCUCUAUAGCAGUCAGCACAUCCAAGAUUUCUUCAAGGGAGGCGAGGUCCACGACGGCUCAGAGCUCAUUGGACCUGCUGAGCCCUUUUCUGACUUCCUGGCAGACAGUUUAUCAGACUGCAGCUCUGACGUUCAAAGAGACAUCAGUGGUGCAGAUGAUUUGACCAUCACAUCUGAGUAUGGAGGCCCGUCCAGUGACAGCGACCUGACCUCCCUGGCUGUAGAUACAGACUCCUUGACUGGGCUGGAUGAUGGCAUGGCCUCAGGCCGCACCUCCCCAAACCAGCCACAGGGGGGAGCCACCAACAUUAGCAGCAGCUGCAGCCCUCGCUUGCCUUCCCUGCACGAUCGCCGCACCCCAUCUCCUGCCCCUGUCCCUGCCUCCUCAGCUCCUAACCCAGAGGUCAGCUGGCCAGGCCGAACGCCACUCUUCUCCGGCAGUCUGAGGAAAGUCAGUGGCGGCAACCCGAAGGACCCGAAGUCAGACUACCUGGACAGAGCCAGUGAGCUAAUCUGUUUGGCUGUACAGAAAGAGAAAGAGCAAGACUUCCAGGCAGCUUUCUCCUGCUAUCGCAGCGGAGUUGACCUGCUACUGCAAGGAGUGCAAGGUGAGCCCAGUCCCACGCGGCGAGAAGCAGUGAAGAAGAAGACUGCAGAGUAUCUGAUGCGAGCAGAGCAGAUAUCCAGUCAGCAUCUGAGAAGCAACAUGGGUCAAGGCUCAACACAGACAGUGGCUUUGGGGGCACAAUGCUGCCCAUCCACCAGCAGAGGAGGCCAGCAGAGUCCAGCCGAGGAGCUGAGGGCUUACAGGGUGUUGGGAGUCAUAGAUAAGGUUCUUUUGGUCAUGGACAAGAGAACACAAGAGACGUUUAUCCUGAAAGGUCUGAGGAAGAGCAGUGACUGCGGGCGGACUAAGAGGACAAUCAUGCCUCACACCGUGCCCCACAUGGUGCAGCUGAGGAAGUUCAUCGUCUCCGAAGACACUGUUUUUCUUCUGCUGCAGUAUGCUGAAGGUGGGAAGCUGUGGUCUCACAUUGGAAAGUACCUGCGUACUUCCAGCCCAGAUGAGAGCUUUGACAUUCCUUUCAUCCAGAAGAGCCACACGACAGCUGUGCACUCUCCACAUCAUGCUGUACCACAGCUGGAUGUAGGGUCAGCCAGUUCUGGUUCUGGGCCGGUUGCUGCUUCUGAUCCUGUCUCAGGGCUGCGGAACAAAGUGGAGAAGCUUUCCGCGUCUCCUAAGAGAAGUGUCCUCCCUCCCAGACGUCUCGAACAAAUUGGGGCGCAGUCAGACUCCGGAGCCACCUCAGAGGAAGAGUGCACCAACAGUUAUUUAACACUCUGCAACGAGUACGAACAAGAUAAAGUGGAACCAGAUGCACUAGAAGAGGAGGAAGAGAAGAGCGAACAGGAAAUGCUGUCUCUGGAAGUGCCGACUGGGGCAACCACGACUUCCUCGCGUAGCCGCUCGCUGCUUAGCAACGACAGCCUCUCUUCGCCUAUCAGCUCUCAGGAACUUGGCUUUUUUACAGAGUCGUCCGACAAAAGUGGCCACACCCUUGACAAUGAGCAAUACCGUGGCGAGGGACAGGACCAGAGUGACGUGUUCAGUCCUUUGCCCUCCCCUGCUGUGCCUCUAUCGUUGGAUCAAUCCAAGCACACGCCAAUGGAGUUCUUCCGCAUUGACAGCAAAGACAGUGCGAGCGAAGUGACCUGCCUCGACUCAGGAGAGCAGCGCGCCUCUCAAAAGCAGGUUCCCCUUUUUUCUACAUCCGACCUGGGCUCGGAUGUCACUGAGGAUCUUCCAGAGCUGGCUCAGGAGGUCAAAGGCCACAGCUCUGAGCUUUGGGGGUUGGACUGCAGUGAUAAAGGCUCCAAUGAAUCAGUGCCAGUCAUCUCAUUUAAAGAGGCAUUAGUGGAAGAUGAAGGUCACCCGCCAGACCUUUUGGUAAACCUACCUGUAACGGGUGGAACUGUAGACUCUUUAAAGGAGGAAUUGGACACUUCAGGGGUGUGUAUGGGCCUCGAGGCCACAGCCUCUCCUCAGAAGUUCAUUCAGCCUGAUGUUUUACAGCUUCACAGCCAGCCUGAGGAAGAGGAGGAGCAGCCACUGGAGCAGGAGCUUUCAUCUUUCUGCACAGCUUCCGCAACUUGCGACACCAGUGUUGCUUCUUCCUCUCCCUUCAACUCACUGUGGGACGACUGCAGUUUGACAUUUGGGCAAGAGGCCUCUGACAAAAUGGUGGUCCAUCCUGCAUGCCAAGACAAUGACCUCCCCCUUGAUCUUCCAGUAACUGAUUCGCUUAAUGAGAAACUAGAGGCCAGUGAAAGAAUAAAUACAGACUUGGUACCAGACCCCAGUGGCAACAGCACAGGCUCCAUCCCAGCCACAAAUGGGACCGAGGCCUGCGCAGCAGUUGCAAAUUUAUUAAGUCUUGAUGGUGAAUCAUCAAGAGUUAUUAGUAAUACAGGUGGCAGCGAAUUUGAUAAAGAAGUAUCGCGGCUGUUUGCAGAGCUGGACGAGCUGUCGUUGGCCGCGUCCCAAGCUCGCAUUCCGGAGGAGUUUGUACGAUGCUGGGCGGUGGAGAUGGUGGCAGCCCUGAGUUCUCUGCACCAAGAGGGCAUCGUCUGUCGAGACCUGAACCCCAACAACAUCCUGCUUGACCACCAAGGUCACGUUCAGCUUACCUACUUCUGCAGCUGGAAUGAUGUGGAGGAGUCCUGUGACAAAGAGGCCAUUGCCAACAUGUACUGUGCACCAGAGGUGGGAGGUAUCAGUGAGGAGACGGCGGCGUGCGAUUGGUGGAGUUUAGGCGCCGUCCUGUUCGAGCUCCUGACAGGCAUGUCUCUGCUGCGGUGCCAUCCAGCAGGAAUCGGUCGCCACACCGCUCUCAACAUCCCUGAGUCUGUUUCAGAGGAGGCCAGAUCUCUGCUGGAGCAGUUGCUCCAGUACAACCCAACAGAGAGGCUGGGAGCAGGUGUGGGGGGAGUGGAUGAUAUCAAAUCCCACCCUUUCUUUGCCAGAGUGGACUGGACCAAAUAGACGCUGUGCAUUGUGGGAAAAGCAGAGCUGCAUGCUGGGAGUCCUGAAUGAAUUCCUCUCAGACUGGACACACAAAUGCAGUCGUGGAAAAAAAAUAUUAGACCACCCUUAUUUUCUUCAAUUUCCAUUACAACUAAAGGUACAUUUGUUUGGACAAAUAUAAUGACAACAAAAAUAGCUCAUAAGAAUUUAAUUUAAGAGCUGAUAUCUAGACAUUUUCCAUGGUUUUCCUGAUAAUGAUUUUGGUUAUUAUCGUCUCUUAAAUUAAGCUCUUAUCAGGUAUUUUUGUUAUUAUCAUUAUGUUUGUCCAAACAAAUGUACCUUUAUUUGUACCAGGCAUUAAGAUGAAAAAGAAAUUGAAGAAAACAAGGGUGGUCUAAUAUUUUUUUCCAUGACUGUACAUUAAGAGUAAAUACAGAUUAUGCAUUUCUGCACACAUCUCCAAUUUUGUGUACGACCCCUUAAUUCCCAUGUGUUAUUUUUUUUUUUGUAUGGAACUUGCCAAGAAGCAGUAUUACCUUCCUUGUUAAACGCUCAAUUCUUUAUUUCAUCGAGGGUUUACUGCGUAACCUUUUCGGUGCAGGGAACACUUGACGCGUGUGGUGCAAUAAUUUAUAAGUGAUAAUCCACUACGACAUUGUUGCUUUUUACACACCUCAUACAGUAGCUGUAAGCCAAAAUGACACAUGAGAGUUAGAGGUGACAUUUCUUUUGUGUUUUCACUGCAUUUAUUAAGUUCUGCAUGGUCGAACUGACGUCAGCUUUCCAUAAAAACACGUGCAAUACACAGACUUUGUUGCCACCUAGAACUCUUUUAUCAUUCCUCACGGAGCCCAGAGAGAUUAGCUGUGACGGAGACGUCUUGAGCUUUUAUUUUGAAGCUCUGUUGUAGGGACAGAUAUGAUAUUUCAUUUCCUACAAACUUCCUACAUAGAGUAGCAGAGCUGGACACUAUACAAGGCAAUGAACAAAAUAUUGUUAGGUAGAAAAGUGAUUUUGUUGCUGAGUGAUGUAUUUAGUUGUAGGAAGAUUUAGUUAUUUAAUAGAUUAUAGCUAGAUAAAGGGCCUUCUGCCUCCUUGGAGAGUGAGUGUGUUUCAUUCAUUUAAAAAAAGAGAAAGAAUGAAGCUUGUACCACACAUUUGAAACCAGCCCUUUUACAGAUUUUUUUAUGAAUAACGGAGGAAAACUCUGUUCUGUACAACACUGCGUUUUCUGCAUGGAAGAAUAUGAUUUAAUAUAUUUAAUACGAUGAAAAAUCUAUCGAACAAUAAAUAAUGUGUCUUGUAAAUAUAUACCUUUUAAAAGAUGUUGUGCUGAUUGAAAGCUACACCCAGGUCUCCACAUGUCCAACCUGUCAAUCACUUACUGCCUCAUCAAUCAAAUCCUUUUUUAUUUGAUUGUGCGUUUUAUUUCCUAGCUAACUUGAUGCUGAUUUUGUAAUAUCUGUAAUGUCUGAAUCACAUGGUAAACAUCGCCAUUGCUACAUUACAUGCCAUAUAUCACUUCCUGUAUAAUCAGAUGAGACUUUUUGGAGCAUAUAUCAAACGCCUUGUAAUACAUUUCUCUAACAAUACUCAGAUAAUCACUGCACUGUAGAUGCACUGCGAUAAGAUACACGUUAACUGACAGACACUAAAUUACCUGGUCCAUAUCUCACCUAUCAACUCUUUUUAUUAGACAUAAACAUCACAGUGGAAUUUUUUCUUUCUGUUUUCUAUUGGAUGCUCACUCUUGUCUGUGCUGUAUGUCUCUCAGUGCACUCUGGAUAACAAUAAACAUACCUGGAUGAGAACUA
This is a messenger RNA of Centropristis striata (black sea bass), 5238 nucleotides long. It is a transcript of the gene rps6kc1, whose product is annotated as ribosomal protein S6 kinase polypeptide 1. NCBI's taxonomy places the organism in Eukaryota, Metazoa, Chordata, Actinopteri, Perciformes, Serranidae. Gene Ontology annotation, cellular component: early endosome. Gene Ontology annotation, biological process: protein phosphorylation. The coding region runs from base 62 to 3442 and encodes 1126 amino acids. The transcript has 16 exons. Gene Ontology annotation, molecular function: ATP binding; phosphatidylinositol binding; protein kinase activity. The record is from RefSeq and is a predicted model, not a curated record.